This is a messenger RNA of Lottia gigantea (owl limpet), 3020 nucleotides long. RefSeq lists its product as hypothetical. The transcript is spliced from 24 exons. NCBI's taxonomy places the organism in Eukaryota, Metazoa, Mollusca, Gastropoda, Lottiidae. The record is from RefSeq and is a predicted model, not a curated record. The coding region runs from base 115 to 2745 and encodes 876 amino acids. Gene Ontology annotation, cellular component: endoplasmic reticulum; Golgi membrane; COPI vesicle coat. Gene Ontology annotation, molecular function: structural molecule activity. Gene Ontology annotation, biological process: organelle transport along microtubule; intracellular protein transport; endoplasmic reticulum to Golgi vesicle-mediated transport.
UGAAGUUGACGUGGUAAAUGGAGUGUCAUUAAAAAAAAUUAAAAAGAAGAACUAAGAAGCAGAGAAAGCAGUCUUAUCACUCAUUAUUUCACAUUUGUAGAAAGUUAUCCAUUUAUGAUGCUAAAAAGAGAUAAAAAGGAGGAAGAGGAUGGAGGAAAUCCCUUCAGUAAUUUAGAAAAGAGCAGUGUACUACAAGAGGCUCGUACAUUUAAUGAAACACCAAUUAACCCUAGAAAAUGUGGUCACAUUCUUACCAAAAUUCUCUACCUAAUCAACCAGGGAGAGACAAUUGGUGCUACAGAAGCAACAGAGGCAUUCUUUGCCAUGACCAAACUUUUUCAAUCAAAAGAUACAACUUUAAGAAGACUGGUAUAUCUAGGUAUAAAGGAGAUGUCUAAAAUAGCUAAUGAUGUUAUUAUUGUCACCAGCAGUUUAAUGAAAGAUAUGACUGGUAAAGAAGAUCAGUUUAGAGGACCAUCAAUUAGAGCUUUAUGUUCAAUUACUGAUCAAAUGAUGUUACAGAGUAUUGAACGUUAUAUGAAACAGGCUAUAGUUGAUAAAGUUUCUGCUGUCUCAAGUGCUGCACUUGUUUCUUCCAUGCAUCUAGGUCGUGGAAGUCAAGAUGUUACUAAACGAUGGGUAAAUGAAGCUCAAGAAGCUGUUAAUAGUGACAAUAUGAUGGUACAGUACCAUGCUCUUGGUCUAUUGUAUCAUAUUCGUAAGAAGGACAAGUUAGCUGUGAGUCGUAUGGUGACCAAGUUUAGUAAGCAUUCCCUACGUUCACCUUAUGCUUAUUGUUUACUGAUAAGAAUUGCUAGUAAAUUGAUAGAAGAAGAAGAUGCAGGAUCUGAAAGUCCAAUGUUUGAUUUUAUUGAGAAUUGUUUACGUCAUAAAAAUGAAAUGGUAAUCUAUGAAGCAGCUCAUGCUAUAGUUAAUAUGAAGAAUACAACAGCUAAAGAUCUAACACCAGCUGUUUCUGUACUACAAUUAUUCUGUGGUUCUCCUAAACCUACUCUUAGGUUUGCUGCUGUUAGAACUUUGAAUAAGGUUGCUAUGAAACAUCCAGCAGCAGUGACAGCUUGUAACCUUGACCUUGAGAAUUUGAUAACAGACGUCAAUCGUAGUAUUGCUACACUAGCUAUUACUACAUUGUUAAAGACUGGUAAUGAAUCUAGUGUAGAUAGACUGAUGAAACAGAUCUCAACUUUCAUGUCAGAGAUUUCAGAUGAAUUCAAAAUUGUUGUAGUACAAGCAAUCAGAUCAUUGUGUUCCAAGUUUCCAAGGAAACAUAAUGUACUGAUGACAUUCUUGGCUUCAAUGUUAAGAGAUGAGGGAGGAUUUGACUAUAAGAGAGCUAUAGUAGAUUGUAUUAUUACUGUUAUAGAAGAAAAUCCUGAGGCAAAAGAAGCUGGUUUGGCCCAUUUGUGUGAAUUUAUAGAAGAUUGUGAACACACUGUAUUAGCCACUAGAAUCUUACAUUUGUUGGGUAGAGAGGGACCCAGAACACCUUCUCCCUCUAAAUAUAUCAGGUUUAUCUAUAACAGAGUUAUAUUAGAGAAUGCUGCAGUCAGAGCAGCUGCUGUGAGUGCUCUAGCUAAAUUUGGUGCCCAUUGUGAAGAGUUGUUACCUAGUUGUAUUGUUUUAUUAGAGAGGUGUCAGUUAGAUAGUGAUGAUGAAGUAAGAGAUAGAGCUACCUUCUAUACUAGUAUCUUAAAACAACAACAAAAAUCUCUAAAUUCAGCUUAUAUUCUUAAUGGACUACAAGUAUCAGUGGUAGGAUUGGAGAGAGCUGUUCAUAAUUAUACAUUAGAACCUUCUGAUACACCAUUUGACUUGAAAUCUGUACCAUUAGCUACACAACCAAUGACAGAACAGAAAACAGUGACAUCUCGUGAGACAGGAGAUAUGGGAGUACCGAAAUCCAUGGAGAAACCUGUAGCCUCCAGAAUUGAUGUUUAUGCAGAGCAAUUAUCAGGUGUACCAGAGUUAGCUAAUCUUGGACCACUAUUUAGAUCAUCUCAACCAGUAGAGUUGACAGAAUCUGAGACUGAGUAUGUUAUACAGUGUGUUAAACAUACAUUUAGUCAUUAUGUAGUCUUUCAGUUUGACUGUACGAACACUCUGAAUGAUCAAGUCCUAGAGAAUGUGACAGUACAUAUGGAAGGUGGAGAUGGAUUUGAAGUAAUGAAGUAUGUAAAAUGUGCUAGUUUACCCUAUGAUAAACCUGGUAUAACCUACACACUUAUCAGAUUACCGGAAGAACCAACUGCAGUGACAGGAACAUUCACAUGUUCAUUAAAGUUUAUAGUGAAAGAUUGUGAUCCUAAUACAGGAGAACCAGAUGAUGAAGGUUAUGAAGAUGAAUAUGUGCUUGAAGAUGUAGAAGUAACAGUAGCUGACCAUGUACAGAGGGUUAUUAAACCUAACUUUGGAGCUUCAUGGGAAGAAGUUGGUCCAGAAAAUGAAUUGGAAGAUACCUACGCUCUUUCUAGUAUGAACUCCCUGGAAGAAGCUGUUAAGAAUAUUGUGCUGUAUCUUGGUAUGCAGCCAUGUGAACGUUCAGAUAAAGUUCCAGAGGGAAAGUCCUCCCAUACUCUGUAUUUAGCUGGAGUGUUCAGAGGAGGUCAUGAUGCUUUGGUUCGUGCUAAACUAGCUCUGACAGAUGACAGUGGUGUGACCAUGCAGUUGACAGUCCGCUCAUCUGAUCCUAAUGUUUCAGAAAUAUUAGCCUCUGCUAUUGCUUAAAGUUUAAUUUGAUGGAAUUGUAUAUAACACUUUUAUUGGGAAUAUAUUUAUUAUUGUCUAGCUAAAUCAUUGUUUAUAAUUAUAUUAUUGGUUGAAAAUUUUAUGAAAUUAAUCCUCUUUAAAGUAUAACUAAUUAACAGAGACUACAGAGAAGUUUAUUCAAAUAACUUUAUAAAAUAAAACUGUGCUUUUUAAAAUUCCAAUUGUUGUUAAGAAAAUAUUGUAUUUGUCAUUAAAAACCAGUGUAAUAAAUAAUAUUCAAAUUAUAUUUAAAA